AUGCUUACCGCUUCUUUUCGUGCUGCCUCUGUUAUUCUUGUUCCUGUCACGUCAUUAGCUGUUUAUGCCACUUAUGUUCGUUCAAAUGCCAAACCUACUCAAGCGCAUAUUGAAUACAUGAAAAAUACUGGUGUUAGCCAAACUGAUUAUAUCAAAUGGAUAAAACUAAAUAAUGGUCUUGGUCUUAUUGAUGUUGGUCGAAGCGGUGGAGGUCUUUAA
Messenger RNA from Cokeromyces recurvatus, 219 nucleotides. RefSeq lists its product as uncharacterized. The record is from RefSeq and is a predicted model, not a curated record. The transcript has a single exon. Bases 1 to 219 code for a protein of 72 amino acids. NCBI's taxonomy places the organism in Eukaryota, Fungi, Mucoromycota, Mucoromycetes, Mucorales, Mucoraceae.